AGCGAUGUAUGGCCAAUCAUUGCCAAUGCGACGAGUACGAGUUUAUACGCCAUCGAUGAAGUUAUGGCAUCAACGGUACUAAAACGCUCGGCGCUGCUUUUCCAGAUGUAUUUAACGAUCGGCUUUGCUCCCUUGUCCAGGUAAGUAGGAACUUUCGACACAAGGAAGCAAUCAUGUCUUCUAUUACUCUUGAACCUGCCGGAACGGCCGUGGCAGCUAUUCCAACGAAGAGUGAGACACUACAUACGUCCCUUGCCGAAGCCAAUGACUCUGAUCAGGAGCACCACACCGAAAACCGUGCCGCCUAUGUGGCGGGCCGAGGCAGAGUCAAGCGGCGAUGGUAUCAGUGGUAUGCGGACACGGACAGUCCUACCGAGAGGAAGUUACUCGUCAAGAUGGAUAUUUUGAUUCUCACAUACGCCUUCCUUGGGUUCUGGGCGAAAUACAUUGACAACGGAAAUUUGACCAAUGCUUAUGUAUCUGGAAUGAAGGAAGACCUUGGGUUCAAUGGCAAUCAGCUCGUGCAACUCCAGACGAUCUAUACUGUCGCAUACACAGUUUUCAUGAUUCCACUUACUCUCAUGGCUGCAAAGUACCGAUUUGUUAUACCUGCUUGCGAUCUUAUGUGGGGCAUCUUCACUCUCCUACAGUAUCGCGUCACUUCAUUUGGCGAGCUGGCUGCAUACCGCUUCAUGGUGGGCGCAUUUGAGAGCGUCUACUUCACGUCAAUCCACUAUGUGCUAGGUUCAUGGUACCGCUCCGAUGAACUCGGUCGAAGGGCUGGCAUAUUCUAUCUCUCUACCGGCGUAGGGUUGAUGAGCACUGGGUUCAUGGCAAGUGGCGUGGUGCUUCAUCUCGACGGGGUGCAUGGCCUUGCCGGAUGGCGUUGGCUGUUCAUUGUGUGUUCUGUGGCCACCAUUCCCAUUGCCUUUAUUGGAUUCAUAUUCUUCCCAAGCACGCCAGACAAGACAAAAACUUGGUUCCUGACUAAAGAGGAGAAGGAGCUGGCUCGUCUGCGGAUGGCAAGAAUUGGAGGCAAGCCACCGACCGGAUUUAGUGGCUGGAAUACCAUAAGACGCUUUUUCGGUCGUUGGCAUUUCUGGGCCUUGGUUCUCUUCCAGCUCCCUUGGGGGUGGAGUAAUGCUGCCUCAUCGAAUGGAGCAUACACGCUUUGGAUCAAGAGUCUGAAACAGUACGACACCUCCGAGGUGAACCUCCUCAGCACGGUCAAUCCUGGCGUCGGGAUCUUCUUUGUCUGGUUCUAUUCAUUCCUGUCGGAUGCUUUGCAGACGCGCAUGCCGAUCAUUGUUGGGCAAUGCCUGUUUCAAUUUGUGAUGCAGUUUGCUUUUGUCAUAUCGAAGUCUCCGACCGCCUACAAAUGGGCUGCCUUGAGUACCGGAUAUGGUCAAGUCGCCGUGUCGCCACUGGUGUAUUCUUGGGCCAACGAGAUAUGUCGUGAAGAUGCCGAAGAAAGAGCAUUUGUCAUUGGCUCUAUGUUGGCGAUUUCCAAUGCAUUUAGUGCAUGGAUACCGCUAUUGGUAUGGGCGACAAAGGAAGCUCCAAGAUAUGCGAAAGGGUACAUCUUUGCCCAAGUCAAUAUCGUUCUAUUUGCACUUACUACCGUCGCAUUGUGGUGGUGGGACAGAAGGGACCAGUAAGUCACGAUUGUACUUGUCGGUGGAAGUAUGGCUGACGUUGGGGUAGACGAAGAGCGCUGGCGAAGGGGAUCUGAGCAAAGUCCGUUCGCGCACAAGAGGCACUGGGAGCCACAUGGCACAUUCGAAGGGAGAGUCAAGCUACCUAGGUAUGUAUGGCAGUGAUGGGAAACAGCACAAUGAUAAGGCCGAUGUCGACAAAGGUAGAAAUGCUUGUCGCUUUAUGACGGGCUAUAGCCUGACCUAAGCGGAGACUCGUGCUUGUAGGGUUCCAUAAGGGUAGAUCAUUUUUAUGGGAUCACUGGUUCUGAUCAUUUGCAGUGCCCGUAAUUUGCUUGGUAGCGUCCCUAUGAUGCCACGAAUGACAAGACAGUUACGCCUGGGAAUACCCAUGUCGACCUCUUUGCCUUGGUUCAGCGCCGUUCACGAGUGGCUCAGAUGACUUGGACCUGCGUCUAAGCUAACUCCAAAACGGCUUCAACGCCU
Molecule: messenger RNA, 2141 nt
Organism: Exophiala viscosa
Lineage: Eukaryota; Fungi; Ascomycota; Eurotiomycetes; Chaetothyriales; Herpotrichiellaceae
Product: major facilitator superfamily domain-containing protein
Exons: 2
Coding region: 174-1658 (494 amino acids)
Biological process (GO): transmembrane transport
Cellular component (GO): membrane
Molecular function (GO): transmembrane transporter activity
Source: RefSeq, a predicted model, not a curated record